Hermetia illucens (black soldier fly) is the source of this 6223-nucleotide messenger RNA. RefSeq names its product phosphatidylinositide phosphatase SAC2 (gene sp3). Gene Ontology annotation, biological process: regulation of endocytic recycling; phosphatidylinositol dephosphorylation. Gene Ontology annotation, molecular function: phosphatidylinositol-4-phosphate phosphatase activity. NCBI's taxonomy places the organism in Eukaryota, Metazoa, Arthropoda, Insecta, Diptera, Stratiomyidae. The record is from RefSeq and is a predicted model, not a curated record. Bases 74 to 3466 code for a protein of 1130 amino acids. The transcript is spliced from 13 exons. Gene Ontology annotation, cellular component: early endosome; clathrin-coated endocytic vesicle.
AUGUCAUUCGGUCGGGCUGGUGUCCAAAUCCUCAGUCGUCGCGUGAAAAUUCCCAGAAAAUUCUGUGAAAAUCAUGGAAGUUUUCCAAACCGAUAACUACUACAUUUUCGUGAAGCGUGAGAAGAGCCUGUGGUGGCACCGAACGACGUCGGAGUUUCAGUUGAAAGCAGGAUGGGAUCUGUCUUCUGUUGACGACAUUGAAUGUAUUGGAAUCACACAUGGCAUCGUUGGUGUCAUAUCACUACCGGGUGUAUACGAACCGCAUUUAGUAUUAAUAAAGGAAGCUUCUCCGGUUGGCGUCCUUUAUCCACCAAAUCUAGUUUAUAAGAUCAAAUCGAUUUGCAUAUUGGGUCCGGAUGAACCCGAUGCUGUGCUCACUGCGUGUCCACGACACAAUUCCUCAAGGCUAUCGAAUUCCUCAAAUGUAUCACAAAAAUCUCCGCAGAAAUCUCGCUUAUUUGAAAGUAGUCAACUUAUGAACAAAACAUGGGGUGCGAUGAAAAGUGCUGGAAACACAAUUAAGAAUACAACUCAACAAGCAGCAGCUAUAGCUUCGAAUCAGGUGAAGUCGUCGGUGGGAAUAAAAGACCCCGGUCGAAUUGAGAAACGAAUAACUGACGAAUUGCAUAAGAUCUUUGAUGAUACGGAUAGUUUUUACUAUUGUUUGGAAAGUGAUAUUACUCAUAAUUUGCAACGGCGAGAGAAUGGAAAAUAUGAUGAACGAUUUUUUUGGAAUCAACAUAUGAUAGAGAGUAUUAUGAAAUUAAAUGACAAGACAUGGAUCAUCCCUAUCAUACAAGGAUACAUUCAGGUUGAGCAAUGUGUAAUUGGAAAUGAUUGCUUUACGUUGGCUUUAGUUUCACGACGAUCUCGUUAUCGGGCUGGAACUCGAUACAAACGUCGAGGUGUCGAUGAAAAUGGCCAUUGCGCGAAUUAUGUCGAAACUGAACAAAUUCUAUCAUUCCGCCAACAUCAGAUGUCUUUCACGCAAGUUCGAGGCUCAGUUCCUGUAUUUUGGAGUCAACCUGGCUAUAAAUACCGACCGCCACCCCGAUUGGAUCGAGAUGAAAAUGAAACGCAGAUUGCAUUUGAAAAACAUUUCGCCCAAGAACUCGAUACUUAUCGCAAUGUGUGCAUUAUCAAUUUGGUUGAGCAGAGUGGAAAAGAAAAGGUUAUUGGCGAUGCGUAUGCUAAUCACGUUGUACGCUACAACAACGAUCACUUAAUCUACGUUACUUUUGAUUUUCACGAUUAUUGCCGUGGAAUGCACUUUGAAAAUGUAUCGGCACUUGUCGAAGCAUUAGCCCCGGAAGCAGGAGCUAUGGGUUUCCAUUGGCGCGAUGGAAAAGGAAUAAUCUGCAAUCAGAAGGCGGUAUUCCGUGUUAACUGUAUGGAUUGCUUGGAUCGCACGAAUGUUGUACAGACAGCUCUAGGGAAAGCCGUUUUGGAAUCCCAAUUAGUUAAACUUGGCCUUGCACCGCCAUAUACUCCAAUUCCAGAGCAAUUGAAAAAUCCGUUCAUGGAUUUAUGGGCUAAUAAUGGCGAUAUCAUUAGUCGUCAGUACGCUGGCACGAAUGCAUUAAAGGGAGACUAUACCCGCACGGGCGAGCGGAAACUUACGGGGAUUAUGAAGGACGGAAUGAAUUCAGCUAACCGUUACAUCAUACAAAAUUUCGCUGAUUCGUUUCGCCAGAGCGUGAUUGAUUUAAUGCAAGGCAACUUGACCGAUUAUACACAAUUAACAGAUGAUGAUGUUCUUGAUACCCUAGUUGAAGUAGCAAAAACGGCGUUAGUACCAACGAAACCACCGCCUCUUCGUGGUUACUUUAAUGUUGGCGUUUUUGGUGCUGAAGCUCGAUUAGCUGAAGAUUUAAUUUACCAUACAAGUUAUUAUUUGGCUCGGUUCAAAGACUCAUAUAGACAGGCUACAAUUGAUUUGAUGCUUGGUAAUCAGGUGUCGUCAGAGUCUUUAAACGUACUUGGGGGCAAUGCUGCCCCCGACGACAGCGAUGUUUUGGAAGGCGCCGAACACGCAAGAUUGCUUGUGGAAGAUUGCCGUAGACUCUUGCUCGGCUCUGCUCAAUAUCCAGUAGGAGCUUGGGGUCUUAUAGAUGCUGAUCCAAGUUCCGGUGAUCCUAAUGAAACGGAGGUGGAUAGCAUCUUAUUGCUUACGGAUGAUUGCUACAUUGUUGCUGACUACGACUCGCAUUUAGAUAAGAUUACGCGCUUUGAAAAAGUCGCUUUAACUAAUAUCACCACGAUUGAGUUGGGAAUGUAUCAACAAACGAAAAUCUUCCAAGGAAGCGCCCCAGCUUUCUUUUGUCUACGUUUGAAUUACUCUGUGGAUGGAGUUGAUGGAUAUUUUCAUAUGUUCCGUUCGCCUAACUUGCGAUUUUUUAAUAACGUUGCUAUUGUUAUAAAAACACAGGAGGAGCUAGUUGAAUCGCUCUCAGCGAUCGUGGAAUUCUUCCGAAUUGCAUUAGAUACAGUUAGCAAAAAGGACGUCCAGUUUAUCUGUGGGGGCAUGUUGCAACGGCGCAAAAGUCGUACUCACUUAUUAGAUGUCCCUAAGGGAAUUCCACGAAAUCUUUCCGAGUCGCAACUAGUUCAAAUGAGUUCAAAGGCGCUUUGUAAUGUAGCUGGGCAAUUUACGAAGCUCGGUCAGACUUUGAAUCCCAACCGUAGCAGCCGGAGCAAGGCGUCACAAAGAGCAAGCAGUGCUAGUGCUUAUCUCCAAAAUACAAGCAAAAUCGAGACAGGAAUUGAAGCGGAGAAAGCUGUUUUCAUUGUCGGUAGUAGUAAAACAAAAUCAUCAGCUUCUAGCUCUGACUCCGAGGAUACGGAAAACAGUAUCUAUGAACCACAAAACUCCGAAAUUGAAUCUUCCAAUAUUUGUGCUGAUAGCACGUUUCUUCCAUCUGUUGGUAUCGUAAUGUCUUCGAGCAACGAACAAUCAAUUCCGAAUCCAGUUAGCCAAUUAGAGGACAAAGACAAUGUAGCUAAGAUGUCCGAGGAUGUUCUAACGAUGUCAAUAUCAUCCGUGACGGAUCAUGUGACUUUACCGGCUGGCCUAUUGGAAAAUGCUGAACACAUACAUUCUCGUUGUCCCACCCCAGAAAUACGUGUGGAAUCUUCGCCACAACUAACAGAUAACCUCGUUAGACAAGAAUCCUCAUCGGCCGGGGAAACCCGUACACCAUCUCCACGAGAUUUGAGUUUAAAUUUGAGCGGUUCGCAAAGCGAUAAUGCUCUGAAACAAUUGAAGAAUCUGACGAGUCCGUUGUCGAAAUUGGCAAAAGGAAUGCAAAGCUUAGGAAUGAAUUUAGAUCCCAGGAAGAUUGCUACGAAGUCGGGAAUGGUGGCUCAGUCACCGCCACAGUUAGACGACAGUUCGCCAUCAGAGCGUAAUAAACUUCAAGAAAUGUGGGAUACCAGCAAAUGUAAAACUAAACUCAUAGCUUUGUAAAGAUAAUUAUCAUUUAGAACAAUUUUCAGGCAAUGGACAAUAGCAGAAACUAUUUUUAGCCACAUUUGAUUUUAUAACAUUUUUGUCUCCAGUAUUAGUUCUUUUACUCAACAAUUUGCUUAUAUUUAGGUAUUAUUUAUUUUUUAAUUUUGUUGACUUCAUUCUGAGAAUACCAUUGUUUAUCACAUUUUCCUUGAUUUAAAUACUGUGAUAAAGUAAAUAAAAAAUAUAUCCAAUAUUAUUUGUCACAUAUUCCUUUGUUUACGAACUUAACCUUAUUUUAAAAUUUGCUAUUUACUCAAAUAUUAUUUUCCAUGAGAUUAUUGUUAAUCAGAAUGAUUAGAUUCCGAUCCUAAAAUGUUGCAGCUAGCAGGAAUUAGGCUUGAGCAAAAUUAAAUCUUUUUUGAUGCUCAUAUAUUCCAAUUGUGAAUACAACUGGUGUUGGUUUAUUCAAUUCGAAAUCGAGUGCUACUCCACUGGUAUCUAACCAUGUAUGUCCAUUAACAGAGAAGAUGAAGGAAGGGAGGAAAUUGAUAAAAUAAUAUUAGGAAGUACUCUAGCUUGUCGCGUAUCCGAAACUACUCCAUGAAGUUACAAAUGUAUAUAAAUAUUUAAUUAUUUAUGAAUCAUACUAAAAAUAUGAAGAUCUAACGCUAGGGAGGAUUAGCAUUAAUAAAAUGGCUUAAUACACAAUAUAAUAAUAUUUGGAGAAAACUAUCCUGGAUAGUGGUGAUUGAAUGCUGUACGCAGAACAGUUUUCUUAUGAUAACUUAUGUUUUUUGCGUAGUAUUGCGUAGCAGUAGACAUUUAUGAUAUACCAUAUUGCAAAGUUAUUCAUAUAUAAUGAGUAAACAAUUGUUGCUUAGCUCUAAUAGUACAGUAGGAAGCAUACAUAUGAAUUUCAUCUUAAAUACUCCAGAAAGUUGUGAAAGAUUUUAGAGUGAUUAAUUGGAAUUGCUUGUUGAGGGUUUUUACUAGGUAGUGUUCAUACUAAGGAACCAAUUUCGCUUUCAAUGGAUUUCACAUGUUAAUUCGAUCUGGGCUUUGAAGUGUGUUAGAGCACUUCAUUCCAGACCGUAACGGUAUACUUCAGUAGGAGGCAGUGUGGUUAGAUUUGAUUCGUAUGCGACAUAUUCACGACACGAUACCAAUCCUCUUGCUGCGAGAUUUGAACCGUGGCCUUCCGCUACGACAGCCUGAGCCAUCCGGUCACAUAGAGAUUUGUAUUGGAUCCUUAUAUCUUCUGCCGUGGGGCGAAGUUAGCUCAUAAUAGCAAGAUUUUCUCCUUUCUAUACUUCUUCAUUUUUCUCAAUUUGCAUUGUAUGAAUCCGAUUAUGGAAUUCUUCGCAUCACAAUCCUUCUGGGAUGCUAGCAUUCUCCGUACCCAAUUUAUCAGUAGUAACAUUUCACCUGAGACGGUCCUGAAUGCGGAACAUACUCUUAGGGCAUGUGCUGUACACCGUACUUAUUUUAUGUGUGUUACAUAACAUGCAGUACCUUCUCUUAAACUGGGUGGCAUAGAGUAAAAUAGAUCUGACCACCCUGGCUAGAAACAACCUAAAAGUAUACCGUGGCCCUCCUGUAUUCGGCAACCGAGGAAUAUAUUAGGACUGGCAAAAUGAUUGGCUUGAACAACAACAUGAGGAGACGUUUCCAACGGAAUAGUUUUUGUAAGCUCGUCGUUGGUUGUGAUCGGUUGUAAUUUUGACCUUAGACAGGAAAAAUGUUCAUUGGUUUAAACAUUUUAUUCUCCUAUCUUUAGUUUUCAGUUGACCAGCGCUAUUUCAUGUUAUUAUUUCCUGCUUUUUUUGUGCCAACGUUGUCACCAUGUACUUUGUUUUGCAUUCGCUAAUUUACAAUCCUAGAUCUCGCGCCCCCCACUAAAUAAAAUGAUACCUCUCGAAUUAAAAUCACGGAUCACUUUUUCCAGGGUUGGAUAAAUGAUAGGGCAUGUCCUAGGUUGAUGGUGAGAAAUCUCGCUAGUGAUCCUGUUACUUUUAUGUAGCCUCGGACAUUAGUUAAUGUUAGUCUCGUCAGUCUUUUCAAUUUAGCUGGGAUACCGGCUCCUCUCAUAUCAGUAUGGAGUCUCACCCCUGCAAUGUUAUAAUAGGUGGUUUUGAAUACGAUGAAGGGAUGGUGUAACCGAUGGCCAUAUUUCGUGUUUUUCCAUCGCUUGUCGCAGAGAGAAAAUCUGAUCUGUUACUAAUUCGCCUGGAAAGAAGCCUAUUUGGUAUGGGUCGGUGCUGUUCUGGUUGUGUGGCGCUACCCUAUCCAAACAAAACACCUUAAAGGUAGUACUGAGCUGCCAAGCUGCCAUCUAUAAUCGCUGCGUUGCGUGAUCUGCCUCGUUACCAGUCAUCAGGCAUUGAUUCGCUGUCCCAAACUUUCACCAUAAGUUGAUUAACCGCUUGGUGUAGUUGCCUUGGCUCCAUACAUAUUUAAAUAUUUCGGCUGUGAUUUCAUCGAAUUCUGACAGCCUAAGAUUCUUAAGGUGAUGAAUUAUAUAGCAAAUUAACAACAUUUAUCGGUUGUCUUCAGUUGGUGGCAUGUCCAACUUGACGAUGUUUUGGUUCUUGAACGGUUCUUGAAAAUACCCGCCUGAUCCCUCCAAUGUGGGAAUCGAUUUCCCGGAUGGAUCAGAUUUCUUUCUUUGAUUUGGCAGGAUCAUCAUCAUCAACGGCGCAACAAUCGGUAUCCGGUCUAGGCCUGCCUUAAUAAGGAACUCUAGACAUCCCGGUUUUGUGCCAAUUCGAUAUC